CCGGGGAUGAGGCGGGGCGAGCUCGGAGUGCGCUUGCGCACUGCCUGCUCUCGCCCGAGGAGCCGCAGUCUCGAGAGCGCCAAGGCGGUGUUUCGGUAGUCGCUGGCAAACCUCUCCCGCGAACCCGGCCCCGUUGGACUGCGCCCAGGGCGGGGACCUCCGCCGGGCACAGGAGGGAGCCACGAUGCCGAUCAAUAAAUCAGAGAAGCCUGAAAGCUGUGAUAAUGUGAAGGUGGUUGUUAGGUGCCGGCCCCUCAACGAGAGAGAGAAAUCAAUGUGCUAUAAACAGGCUGUCAGUGUGGAUGAGAUGAGGGGAACUAUUACUGUACAUAAGACUGAUUCUUCCAACGAACCUCCAAAGACAUUUACUUUUGAUACUGUUUUUGGACCAGAGAGUAAACAACUUGAUGUUUAUAACUUAACUGCCAGACCUAUUAUUGAUUCUGUUCUUGAAGGCUACAAUGGGACUAUUUUUGCAUAUGGACAAACUGGAACAGGCAAAACUUUUACCAUGGAAGGUGUUCGAGCGGUUCCUGAACUUAGAGGAAUCAUUCCAAAUUCAUUUGCUCACAUAUUUGGUCAUAUUGCAAAAGCAGAGGGUGAUACAAGAUUUUUGGUUCGAGUGUCUUACUUGGAAAUAUAUAAUGAAGAAGUCCGUGACCUUUUGGGCAAGGAUCAGACACAGAGGUUAGAGGUUAAAGAAAGACCUGAUGUGGGAGUUUAUAUCAAAGAUUUAUCAGCUUACGUGGUAAAUAAUGCUGAUGAUAUGGAUAGAAUUAUGACACUAGGCCACAAAAAUCGUUCUGUUGGUGCAACUAAUAUGAAUGAACAUAGUUCCCGUUCCCAUGCCAUCUUUACAAUUACUAUAGAAUGCAGUGAAAAAGGCGUUGAUGGUAACAUGCAUGUCAGAAUGGGGAAGCUCCAUCUUGUAGAUCUUGCUGGUUCAGAAAGACAAGCAAAAACUGGAGCUACUGGACAGCGUCUAAAGGAAGCCACAAAAAUCAAUCUUUCGCUUUCCACCCUUGGUAAUGUAAUUUCUGCCUUGGUUGACGGAAAAAGCACUCAUGUUCCUUAUCGCAACUCUAAACUGACUCGUCUUCUUCAGGAUUCCUUAGGAGGAAAUUCAAAAACCAUGAUGUGUGCAAAUAUUGGGCCAGCAGAUUACAAUUAUGAUGAAACUAUCAGUACAUUACGGUAUGCUAACCGUGCUAAGAAUAUUAAAAAUAAAGCUAGAAUUAAUGAAGACCCAAAGGAUGCUUUGCUUCGCCAGUUUCAGAAAGAAAUAGAGGAACUGAAAAAAAAGCUUGAAGAAGGGGAAGAGAUAUCAGGCUCCGAUAUCAGUGGAUCGGAGGAGGAGGAUGAUGAAGAGGGCGAAGUUGGAGAAGAUGGAGAGAAAAGGAAAAAAAGAAGGGAUCAAGCAGGUAAAAAGAAAGUAUCCCCAGAUAAGAUGGUUGAAAUGCAAGCAAAAAUUGAUGAGGAGAGAAAAGCACUUGAAACAAAGCUUGAUAUGGAAGAAGAAGAAAGAAACAAGGCUAGAGCUGAAUUAGAGAAACGGGAGAAAGAUCUUCUUAAGGCCCAACAAGAACAUCAGUCUUUGCUAGAGAAAUUAUCUGCACUGGAGAAGAAGGUAAUUGUGGGUGGUGUUGAUUUGUUGGCAAAAGCUGAGGAACAAGAGAAACUUCUUGAAGAAUCUAAUAUGGAACUGGAAGAACGGAGGAAAAGAGCAGAGCAACUUCGCAGAGAACUUGAGGAAAAAGAGCAAGAACGCUUGGAUAUUGAAGAAAAAUAUACCAGCUUGCAAGAGGAAGCACAGGGAAAAACCAAGAAAUUAAAGAAAGUUUGGACUAUGCUGAUGGCUGCCAAAUCAGAGAUGGCUGAUCUCCAACAGGAGCACCAGAGGGAAAUUGAAGGCCUACUGGAGAAUAUUCGACAGCUUAGCCGGGAGCUCCGGCUUCAGAUGCUUAUCAUUGAUAACUUCAUACCUCAAGAUUAUCAGGAAAUGAUUGAAAACUAUGUCCAUUGGAAUGAAGACAUAGGAGAAUGGCAGCUAAAAUGUGUUGCCUACACAGGAAAUAACAUGAGGAAGCAGACUCCAGCUCCUGAUAAAAAAGAGAAAGAUCCCUUUGAAGUGGACAUUUCCCACGUGUAUCUUGCCUACACUGAGGAGAGCCUCCGGCAGUCCUUGAUGAAAUUAGAGAGGCCACGGACUUCGAAGGGGAAAGCAAGGCCUAAGACAGGGCGAAGGAAAGCAUUCAUGUUUUCUUUUUCUUUCCUCCAAACAGAAAGCGUUCUGCAAAGCCUGAAACUGUAAUUGACUCUUUACUUCAGUAAAUGUUACAGACUUAAAGUCACAAUAAAAAUUAGUGAUAUUCUCAUGCCUGGACAAAAUCUUUACUUAAAACACUGAAGACUAUUCUGUAAUUUCAAAUAACGGAAGCUGUAAGUCAUGGAGUAAGACUGGAACUAAUGAAUUGCCUAGUAAGUCUUAGUCAAUAUAAAUAUUAAUGUCAUUAAAAUUGUACAACUGGUAAUUCUUCAAAUUGUCAUAUUAUGCUCCAGUUGAUACUGUGCAGGGAAGUUGGAGGAGCAGCUCUUACUAUAGAGAGUUGCAGUUUAAAUGUAUACGUAAAUCUGCUAGUGAUUUAUUCAACUGCUGUAAUGAUUAGGUAACUAGAUAGUCAAAAUAGAAGAAAAACGUAAGUCCUGUUUUUGCACACAGAAAGUAGCAGAUCUCAUUGUCCUGUGUUGUGCUGUCAUAUAUGAAUGUGUGGGCUGCAUAUCUAAGACAUUAUUCGAUCCUAACACCCGCGUGGCCUGUUUAAAAAUGUUCUAAUUUUUACACUAACAUUCAUUGUGUUUUAAGUAUAAGAUAACUCAUCUUACUGAUCUUGAGAAAAUUUUAUAAUUCAACAGUCUUUAGAAGUAUACAUGUUUAAAAUACAAAAGUUGGAAAUACGUU
This is a messenger RNA of Callorhinus ursinus (northern fur seal), 2959 nucleotides long. The record is from RefSeq and is a predicted model, not a curated record. NCBI's taxonomy places the organism in Eukaryota, Metazoa, Chordata, Mammalia, Carnivora, Otariidae.